UGUAAAUAAAGGGAGCUGGAAGAGUUAAUAACCUCAUACAACUGAUACUUUCUGAAACAUAAAUUAUAAUUUUAAAUAUUAAUUUAGAUCCUAAAAUAUACAUGUACUAAAAUACAUGAGUGACAACGAUAUUACUGAAGAACAUUCAUUUGGGUCUUGCUUGCAACCGUUAGCAUUAACUGCUGGGAAUACAAUAUUUUCAUCAAAGACAAUCAAACAUAGAACACCUUCCUUUCCAGUCACAUCAAAUUACUGUCCAUCGCUGAACUCAUUAGCUGAGCCAUUUCUAAACUUAGAUCCGAAAUUAAUUCAAACUGAAGAAUAUGACCAAUUCAAUAAAUCAUUAUCAUAUAAAACGUUUUAUGAGAAUUGGUUACGCUACUUUUAUAUUUUAGUCCAACAGAAUAAUUUACACAAUAGUAUAGAUUCAGUUGAAGAACUUCAAAAACAAAUUCAGAUUUAUAAUAAUAAAUGCAAAGUGUUUGUGGCAGCGAGUAACUCAAAUAAGGAAACUGCCUGUAAUAACAAUAAUGAUUUACCGAAUACACACUUUCGAGAAAAUACAAGGGAUGAUUUAUUAACAGAUCAAAUUGGUAGCACUUUGACUUCACAGGAUCAAUAUAAAUGUGAACAAAUUUCCAACCAACAUAAAACUAUUUCAUCACAAAUAAAGAACAGCUUACUUAUUAACAACCAAUUAGUAGCAUACGAUUCAGAUAGUGAAUGUGAAUCCCUGCUAUCAAAUUCAAACCAAGACUUAGUCAAUUCAAAGACUGCUUCAAAUGAUCAAACAGAUAAUCCGUCUUUACGCACUUCAUCAAAAUCACAAAGAUUGAAAACUAUGAUACAAGAGAAGGAAGAUAGAAUUUCACUUAAUGAUGAUCUCGCGGAAAUAUAUGAAUUUGCACACUUGUUUAAAUUACGUAGACUCAGUUUGGGUUUGACCCAGACACAAGUUGGAGCUUCUCUAAAUGCCAAAGAAGGACCGAAAAAUUCAGGUAAAAACAAUCCUAAAAACAAUAAAAUAUAA
Molecule: messenger RNA, 1030 nt
Organism: Schistosoma rodhaini
Lineage: Eukaryota; Metazoa; Platyhelminthes; Trematoda; Strigeidida; Schistosomatidae
Source: the annotation of a GenBank genome assembly